AGCACUGGACAGCCAGGGAAUUCCAACAAGCGUUUUUUAAACAAGCAAUUACAUAGCACUUUCUAAGUGCCAAGCACUGUUCUAAGCCCUUUACAAAUGUAAAUUCAGUUAAUUGUUAUAAUCCUCCAAAUAGCCCUCUGUGGUAGGUACUGUAAUUAUCCUCAUCUUACAAAUGAGGAAACAGAGGUGUAGAGAGGUUAAAUAAUUGCCUGGCUAGUAAGCGGUGAGUGAGGGGCAGAGUGACGUGCCCGCAGCUUGCAGAUGGCUGUGGUGGACACCGGCAAGUCCUGGGUCCUUUGGGGAUCACUGCCCUUGGUGGGGAUUGGGAGGGUUGACCAGGAGCACCCCUGGGAGGCCCAGAUUUUAGGGGGUUCCCCUCGGGCUGAACCUGACCUGGUCUGGUCUACAGGGUCUGUAAUGGUGAAAUCCCCCCUGAACCGGGAACUGGUUGCCACCUAUGAGGUCACUCUCUCAGUGAUUGACAAUGCCAGCGACCUACCAGAGCGCUCCGUCAGUGUGCCAAAUGCCAAGCUGACGGUCAACAUCCUGGACGUCAAUGAUAACACGCCCCAAUUCAAGCCCUUCGGGAUCACCUACUACACGGAGAGGAUCCUGGAGGGGGCCACCCCGGGCACCACGCUCAUCGCCGUGGCAGCCGUGGACCCCGACAAGGGCCUCAAUGGGCUGAUCACCUACACCCUGCUGGACCUGAUACCCCCGGGCUAUGUCCAGCUGGAAGACUCCUCAGCAGGGAAGGUCAUUGCCAAUCGGACAGUGGACUAUGAGGAAGUGCACUGGCUCAACUUUACCGUGAGGGCCUCAGACAAUGGGUCCCCACCCCGGGCAGCUGAGAUUCCUGUCUACCUGGAGGUUGUGGACAUCAAUGACAACAACCCUGUCUUUGACCAAGUCUCCUACCAGGAAGCCGUCUUGGAGGAUGUUCCUGUGGGCACAGUCAUCCUGACAGUCACCGCUACUGAUGCCGACUCAGGCAACUUCGCCCUCAUUGAGUACAGCCUUGUGGACGGAGAGGGCAAGUUUGCUAUCAGCCCCACCACGGGUGAUAUCUAUGUUCUGUCCUCUCUGGACCGGGAGAAGAAGGCCCACUAUAUCCUGACCGCCUUGGCCAAAGAUAACCCUGGGGAUGUAGCCAGCAACCGUCGAGAAAAUUCGGUGCAGGUGGUAAUCCAGGUGCUGGACGUUAAUGACUGCCGGCCAGAGUUCUCCAAGCCCCAGUUCAGCACGAGCGUGUAUGAGAAUGAGCCAGCGGGCACCUCCGUCAUCACCAUGAUGGCCACCGACCAGGAUGAGGGCUCCAAUGCGGAGCUGGCCUACUCCCUCGAGGGCCCGGGCACGGAGGCCUUCCACGUGGACAUGGACUCGGGCCUGGUGACCACACAGCGGCCACUGCAGUCCUACGAGAGGUUCAACCUGACCGUGGUGGCCACGGAUGGCGGACAGCCCCCACUCUGGGGCACCACCAUGCUCCUGGUGGAGGUCAUCGACGUCAACGACAACCGCCCCGUCUUCGUGCGCCCACCCAAUGGCACCAUCCUCCACAUCAGAGAGGAGAUCCCACUGCGCUCCAACGUGUACGAGGUCUAUGCCACAGACAAGGACGAGGGCCUCAAUGGGGCCGUGCGCUACAGCUUCCUGAAGACAACAGGCAACCGGGACUGGGAGUAUUUCACCAUCGACCCAAUCAGCGGGCUCAUCCAGACGGCACAGCGCCUGGACCGAGAGAAGCAGGCAGUGUACAGUCUCAUCCUGGUGGCCAGCGACUUGGGCCAGCCGGUGCCUUAUGAGACUAUGCAGCCGCUGCAGGUGGCCCUGGAGGACAUCGAUGACAACGAACCCCUCUUCGUGAGGCCUCCGAAAGGCAGACCCCAGUACCAGUUGAUGACGGUGCCCGAGCACUCACCACGUGGCACCCUCGUGGGCAACGUGACAGGCGCUGUGGACGCAGACGAGGGCCCCAACGCCAUCGUGUACUACUUCAUCGCAGCCGGCGACGAAGAGAAGAACUUCCAGCUGCAGCCCGAUGGGCGUCUGCUGGUGCUGCGGGACCUGGACAGGGAGCGCGAAGCUAUCUUCUCCUUCAUCGUCAAGGCCUCAAGCAAUCGCAGCUGGACACCUCCCCGUGGGCACUCCCCAGCCCUGGACCUGCUCACUGACCUCACCCUGCAGGAAGUGCGUGUCGUGCUGGAGGACAUCAACGACCAGCCACCACGCUUCACCAAGGCUGAGUACACUGCAGGAGUGGCCACCGACGCUAAAGUGGGCUCAGAGUUGAUCCAAGUGUUGGCCCUGGAUGCAGAUAUUGGCAACAACAGCCUCGUCUUCUACAGCAUCCUGGCCAUCCACUACUUCCGGGCCCUUGCCAAUGACUCUGAGGAUGUGGGCCAGGUCUUCACGAUGGGGAGUGUGGAUGGCAUCCUGCGCACCUUCGACCUCUUCAUGGCCUACAGCCCCGGCUACUUUGUAGUGGACAUUGUGGCCCGGGACCUGGCAGGUCACAAUGACACAGCCAUCAUUGGCAUCUACAUCCUGAGGGAUGACCAGCGGGUCAAGAUCGUCAUCAAUGAGAUCCCCGACCGCGUGCGUGGCUUCGAGGAGGAGUUCAUCCGCCUGCUCUCCAACAUCACCGGUGCCAUCGUCAACACUGAUGACGUGCAGUUCCACGUGGACAAGAAGGGUCGGGUGAACUUCGCACAGACAGAGCUGCUUAUCCACGUGGUGAACCGCGAAACCAACCGUAUCCUGGACGUGGACCGGGUGAUCCAGAUGAUCGAUGAAAACAAGGAGCAGCUGAGGAAUCUAUUCCGGAACUACAACGUCCUAGACGUGCAGCCCGCCAUCUCUGUCCGGCUGCCCGAGGACAUGUCCGCCCUGCAGAUGGCGACCAUCGUCCUGGCCAUCCUCCUUUUCCUGGCUGCCACGCUCUUCAUCCUCAUGAACUGGUACUACAGGACCGUACACAAGAGGAAGCUCAAAGCCAUCGUGGCUGGCUCGGCAGGGAAUCGCGGCUUCGUUGACAUCAUGGACAUGCCCAACACCAACAAGUAUUCCUUUGACGGGGCCAACCCCGUGUGGCUGGAUCCUUUCUGCCGGAACCUGGAGCUGGCUGCCCAGGCAGAGCACGAGGACGACCUCCCGGAGAACCUGAGUGAGAUCGCCGACCUGUGGAGCAGCCCUACCCGCACCCACGGAACUUUUGGGCGUGAACCAGCAGCAGUCAAGCCCGAUGAUGACCGGUACCUGCGGGCGGCCAUCCAGGAGUAUGACAACAUUGCCAAGCUGGGCCAGAUCAUUCGGGAGGGGCCCAUCAAGGGUUCGCUGCUGAAGGUGGUCCUGGAGGAUUACCUGCGGCUCAAAAAGCUCUUUGCACAGCGGAUGGUGCAAAAAGCCGCCUCCUGCCACUCCUCCAUCUCCGAGCUGAUCCAGACUGAGCUGGAAGAGGAGCCAGGGGAGCGCAGCCCCGGCCAGGGCAGCCUGCACUUCCACCACAAGCCGCCUACGGAGCUCAAAGGGCCAGACGGGAUCCACGUGAUGCACGGCAGCACAGGCACGCUGCUGGCCACCGACCUCAACAGCCUGCCCGAGGAUGACCAGAAGGGCCUGGGCCGCUCACUGGAGACGCUGACCACCGCCGAGGCCAGCGCCUUCGAGCGCAACGCCCGCACCGAGUCCGCCAAAUCCACGCCCCUGCACAAGCUUCGCGACGUGAUCAUGGAGAGCCCCCUGGAGAUCACAGAGCUAUGACUAGAUGCGGGGAGCCCCACGGGUAUGAGCAGCCCAAGCCCACCCCUCCCGGGGCAAGAGCAGGGGCAGGACCUCCGGGCGGGGGGCCCUCCGCAGGCAGCUCUGGGAGCGCAGCCUUGGGUUGGUCCAGCAGCAGGGCCCACGUCAGCUGCUCAGAUUCCACUUUUGCCAGACGCUCAUUCGGCAUCUGAUCUCUACCUUCAUAAAACUUGUUAUUUUUUUAAGAAAACCAACAGAAAUGGUGAGUAUCUAAGAACGAGGUAAGGAGGGUCACGGAGAGCCCAGGAGUCUGAGGAUCAUCUCAGCCCAGGCGGAGCUGAAAGAGGCCAAGCCGGCCCUCUUCCCCUCCCACCCCGCCUGUAGCAGGCAUACCCCGCCUGGCCUUGACUCUCUGACUCCAGUUCAAGCCCCAGUGCAUUUCUGCCACAUCCCUGGCCGGACAUCCAGGUGGGGGCAGUGAGUAAUCCCUGCUUCCCCAUACAGACAUGGUCAAUGUCAGCCAACGGCAUUCUCUCCAUUUCACUGGCUUUCCAAACGUGCCGGGCUCAUAAAAUGACUGAUGUUCCCUUGGGUUUUGAAUAUAGAGUGUUCGUGUGUAUUCCUUUUUAAAAUUAAGUUAUUCCCUCCAUAUUCUCCCCUUGGUUUUGUUCAACUGAUACGCACUGAACGUUUCUGGAAUGGUCUGAAUUUAAAAAAAAAAAAAAAAAAAAAGCAAGUCACAAGGAACCGGCAAUUCACUCUGGCUCUGGUAAACUACCCGUGGGGCUGGGCUGGCGAACUGGGGGGUAAGGACAGGGCAGCUCUGGACCCACCUUUGGGGGCACUCCUCUGACCACUUGCCCACUGCUGGCCCCAGGUCUGU
Molecule: messenger RNA, 4624 nt
Organism: Physeter macrocephalus (sperm whale)
Lineage: Eukaryota; Metazoa; Chordata; Mammalia; Artiodactyla; Physeteridae
Product: cadherin-23-like
Exons: 22
Coding region: 262-3762 (1166 amino acids)
Biological process (GO): homophilic cell-cell adhesion
Cellular component (GO): plasma membrane; catenin complex
Molecular function (GO): calcium ion binding; cadherin binding
Source: RefSeq, a predicted model, not a curated record